AACGUGAUGGAGAAAGAGAAGAUCGUGGAGCCUUUUAAUGCUGUGAAAAGUGGGGAAAAGGCCAUGGAAACUCAAGAGAGUUGGGCGAACGCGCAAAAGGAAUAUCUGCAGAAGAGAUUGACCUGGGCUCCAAACUGCCCUAUGUCCAAUUUUGACCAGAAUUACCUGCUGAUUAAGGAAGUGAAGCUGCAUCCGUGCUUGUACGAUCCGAAGUACGAAAAGUUCAAUGAUUCGAGGCACACUACUGAAAUUUGGGCAGAAAUCGAGAAGAAAUUGAACAGUAAUAACAAUGUGGAGAAAAUCAUAAACGCGAAAAGACGUUUCGCAUCGCUUUACAAAAAGUUCUGUGAUGUUUACGUGUUCUUGGGCAUUCCGGACAAAGUGAGGCAUUCGCAACCAGCGAGCAAGUUUCAUUACUACCGAGAAAUGGAAUUUCUCAAGAAUACUAUUGAUGCAAAUAAGAAGAGAGCUAUCCGCAAAAGAUUCAUCGUUCCCGGCGAUUCCAACACUUCUCAAAUUGUGCCAGUGCAGAAGCGCCCCGCUGAGGAUGGGGAAAAUGGUCCGCCAAAGAAGAUUAUGAAGACUUCUUCGCCUCAAGAGUCUCAAGAGGCAGAAUCUCCGGCGCCGAAUUCAAGUCAAUCGAUCCAGAUCAACCCAAGUGUCUCUGAGGCCAACGAGAGCGUGAAAAGCACGGAAGCUGCGCCUGAUUUGCCAUGUCCGGAGGCAGGUUUGCAAUUUGCAGCAAAUUUGUCUGUGGACAACAACCUAGAAGCUCCAGAAGUAGAUGCAAAAUCUCUGCCGGAUUUGUCUGUGAACAAAACACAAAGUCCAGAACAAGACCCUGAAUCUUCAGUCAAGUUGACAGCAAAAGACAAGACAGAAAUCCCGGAGGAAGGCUCAAAAUUCACGUCAGAUUUGACUAUGAACAGCACUCAAGAUCCGAAACAAGGUCCAGAAGCUGUGCAAACUUUGCCUGCUAACAAUACGCAAAAUCUACAGGAAGAUUUGCCUGCGAACAACAAUCAAGGCCCAGAAGAACGUCCACAAUCCACGCCAGUUUUGCUUCCGAACGGGAUUUUUGGAGGCGGCAGCGCUCUAAAUCAGCAGCAAACUUCAGUUGUACGACCAAGUUGGCUUGUGAGCAAUGUCUGCGGAAGCGACAACAGCUUGGGUAACAGCAUGCAAUGGCGGGAUUCCUUGCAAAAUGUGCCCCCGAGGAGCAUCGUUCGAAGCACUAGUGUGCUUUGGUCUGCUUUGGGAUCUUCACGACCUCCGCGGAAUAGGUGGAAUAUGAGAAGCAACAACUACCAAGGAUCAGCAUCUCCGGAAAUGAUUAUAUUGCCAGAUUCAGUUCGGACUUUUCGCAGGAACUUCCAGAUGAAUCCAUCCCGCUUCCCAUCAAAUCCGCAGGGAAUCACCGCGACUCCUGCGAUGCGCGAACAACACAUUGACUUCUUCUUCAGGAGCGUCGCCGAUGAGGUGAAGAGAUCCGAGCUCUCGGACAGCGACUAUCUCAAGUUGCAACACACGAUCCUGAACGCGACCAUAAACAAGCCGAAGAUGUGAGAGAAUUGAAUUCGCAGAUCUUGAAAUGAUAACACAAUGAAAAUUGAACACAAUAAAUGAAAUUAUCAAUGAAUCCAUUGUUGCCAAUCAUCAUCAACGUCUUCGGAAAUCCGAAAACAAAUUCGUUAAGUUUUUUUGCGAUCGCGAUUCGCG
Phlebotomus argentipes is the source of this 1719-nucleotide messenger RNA. RefSeq lists its product as uncharacterized. The transcript has 2 exons. NCBI's taxonomy places the organism in Eukaryota, Metazoa, Arthropoda, Insecta, Diptera, Psychodidae. Bases 7 to 1566 code for a protein of 519 amino acids. The record is from RefSeq and is a predicted model, not a curated record.